AUGACUCUGACGCAGACCUCGGUGUCCUCAAGGACAAGACUAUCGUCUUUUUCGGGGUGCAGCUCAGCGCAGAAUUUGAGAGAUUCUGGCAUUCCUAAUGAGCGAAUCAUCAUCGCCAACCGAGAAGAUCACUACGCUGAAGAUGCGAAGUCAAAGGGCUUCAUAGUCGAACACGACUUCAACAAAGCGGGCGAGGUUGCAGACGUCCUUUUCCUUCUCAUCCCUGAUCAGGUUCAACCUCGCGUGUUCAAUGCCGUUGCACCAAAGCUCAAGGAUUCAGUUGCAAUCGUUGUCGCUAGCGGGUACAAUGUCUUCUACAAAUUGCUCCAUUUCAGACCAACUCAGGACAUCACUAUGGUCGCCCCGAGGAUGAUUGGCUCUUCCGUACGCACACUAUACCAGAAAGGUCGAGGCUUCCCCUGCUUUGUCUCUGUGGAGCAGGAUGGUACAGGUAAAGGCCUGGAAGUUGCGCUGGCACUGUCUCGCGCCAUUGGUGCUACCAAGACAGGCGCGAUCGCAUCGUCUGUUCGUGAAGAGACCGCCAUGGACUUGUUCGCUGAGCAAGGUCUCUGGCCGAACAUCAUAAUGCUCUUCAGAGAAGCGUACAGCGUCUUGAAGGAAGCAGGAUGCUCUGACGAGGCCCUGGUUUAUGAAAUGUGGAUGUCCAAAGAACCCGCGGAGAUCUUUGAAGCAGCUGCAGAGGAGGGGUUCAUCACGCAGGUACUGAGGCCAUCAACACGCCAAAGUUAUUUGCAGGAAGCUCAUUGA
This is a messenger RNA of Heterobasidion irregulare TC 32-1, 768 nucleotides long. RefSeq lists its product as uncharacterized. Gene Ontology annotation, molecular function: ketol-acid reductoisomerase activity. Gene Ontology annotation, biological process: L-valine biosynthetic process. The transcript has 5 exons. Lineage: Eukaryota; Fungi; Basidiomycota; Agaricomycetes; Russulales; Bondarzewiaceae. Bases 1 to 768 code for a protein of 255 amino acids. The record is from RefSeq and is a predicted model, not a curated record.